CUUCCACAUUUCUCUUUUCUUCAAUCACAGCUUUGUGACUCAACGUCAACUCCAACCCUUCCAGCCAAAGAAACCUCAGGAUGUGCAGGGUCACCAGCACACUGCUUGUGUGCUUGGUGACUUGCCAGUAUAAACCCUGAUGGAAUCGGCGUUCCUUAUCCAUUGCUAAAAGGUGCAAACUGCAUUUGAUAUGCUUCAUCUCGGCCAACCUGUCUUCAAAUCAUCUUCAGGAUGCUGUCCAGUCUUUUAGAAUUUAGGGUCUCUACAGUGCAGGUAUUCCUACCUGAUCUGAGAGGUACCUCCAGUGGCUGGUCCAUCUUGGCCUUGGUGGGCAAACAACCACUAAAGUGGGCUUUGGGCCAAAAUGAGUCGCUUGGGUGAUUGUUUGUCGUUGUUUGUCGUUGUUGUCGCGGUGGUGUAGGGGUGCAUAGUGUGGCUGAACGGCAUGUUUCGCUAGCUGUAUUGUCUGGGUGUUUCUCAGGGCACACACACUUCUCCCACAAUACUUCUAGGACGCUUUACUCCCCUGCUAGAAUUCCGCUAUCCUCGGAGGCUUGGUAUACGCACGACAAACCACUCAAUCAAGUAUUCCUUCACCAGAUUCAUUUGACAACGAGGCGACAGCCAGCCAGCAGCCCAGACAAGCCUUCUCACUAGCAAAGAUGGCACCAACCAAGAAGGGACACAAAAAUACGAGUGGCGUAUUGCGCGAAACUCCUAACGGCGUAUUCUACCUUGAUGGCAAAUAUAUAUGCCAACGACGCGAGAAUGGCAGACCUUGUAAUCGUGAGAUGGCUGGGACAAAUCAUAGCAUCACUUCACACAACAGCAAAUUCCAUGCCGAAGGACCGUACAAGCGCCAGAUGGCUGAAGGUCAAUACGCCUGUUUUGAAGAUGGAUGCGGCGCUGAAUGCAGUACAUUCGGAGCAAUUCUAGCGCACGUAAGAAGAUAUCAUGGAUUCAGGGGAUCUUCGGAUCCUCUCAAGAUUCGUUAUGGCGUUGCUCUAUCUGAUAAAGGAAAGGGAAAGGGCAAGGUCACCAAAAAGGAUGGCCGCAAGAGAGGUACCUCAGACACCGAGGAGGAUAGUCACGGGGAACAUCACGAAGAAAUCCACAAAGAAAGCGGUCAGCCAGCUGGGAACGACCACAACGCCGAGGACAGACACAACAACUACGAGGGAUACGGUCUGAUUGACCCUGCCCUUCUCAAUUGGGACAAUACCAAAGAUGGCUUUGACGAUGAUGGCCGUAGUCUUCUUGACCAGGUCCUAUCUGUCAACAUCUUUCCUGUCACCCACUCGACGGAGGAAUCAGGGCGAGGAGGGGAAGGGCCCUCGACACUAUGAGGGUAAAUGAAUAAAUGAUGGCGUAGUUAAACCGUGGACUAGGAAGAAAACCGCUAGGUGUUUUCGGAAUUCGGUAUGGGGAUACUCUAGACGAACCGAAAAAUCUAGCACAAUAUAAUAUCUAGUCUCACUCACGUCUGUUCCUUUCAUACCUAGAUAUCAAUCGAGCUAUGUGAAUACCAAUUCGGCAGCCUAGCUGACAAGAGGGAAUUUAUGCAACAGCAAAUUUGUAUGAACCUGGCAGCGUGUAUAUGA
Xylaria bambusicola is the source of this 1601-nucleotide messenger RNA. RefSeq lists its product as uncharacterized. The coding region runs from base 663 to 1346 and encodes 227 amino acids. Lineage: Eukaryota; Fungi; Ascomycota; Sordariomycetes; Xylariales; Xylariaceae. The transcript is spliced from 4 exons. The record is from RefSeq and is a predicted model, not a curated record.